Messenger RNA from Seminavis robusta, 381 nucleotides. Lineage: Eukaryota; Bacillariophyta; Bacillariophyceae; Naviculales; Naviculaceae. The record is from the annotation of a GenBank genome assembly.
AUGAACCAGAGCCCUUUUGACCUUCCAGACGAUGGCGAAGAAGGGGAGAUAGGGGAGACCACUCCAGAAGAACCUACACCAAUGGACGAACCACCUCUCAGGGAAAUACCCCAAGUAGAGACAGUCAACGACGAUGACGACAACAUUGCAAGCCAUCAGAAGGACGAGCGCGAGAAAGGAUCAUCUAACACAGAGAAACCGUUCAUCUUCAACAAACGACAAAUGAAGAUUGACAAUCCCACCGAAUCAGGACCACCUCCUGAACAGAUGAUCGAAAGAACAUUUCUCAUGCCGCCUGCAGAAGAUGGAACUCGAGUAAGAGCCAAGAUCCUUGAAAGAGUCAAACACCACAAGGAGAAGUUCAGCAACAUCCCGAUAUGA